Molecule: messenger RNA, 1352 nt
Organism: Ostrinia furnacalis (Asian corn borer)
Lineage: Eukaryota; Metazoa; Arthropoda; Insecta; Lepidoptera; Crambidae
Product: wee1-like protein kinase
Exons: 9
Coding region: 147-1352 (401 amino acids)
Biological process (GO): protein phosphorylation
Cellular component (GO): cytoplasm; nucleus
Molecular function (GO): ATP binding; protein tyrosine kinase activity
Source: RefSeq, a predicted model, not a curated record
GAUUGGCUAAACACUUGAACAGGUGCUAUGCGUCAUCCGCCAUAACGUAGUUCUUGUAAAUUGUGAAAGUGCGCUUUGUUUGCUAAAAAAAAUAGUGAAUUCAGUGUGUAUUUGUUGUUAAAGGUGUAUCAAAUGUGUAAUUCAUCAUGACUGAAUGGUAUAGGAUGAGAAACGGAUUCAACAACAAGCAUAAUUCGUCGGAAUUAUCGGUUGAAAGUUCAUGUGAAAUGUCAGACUCUUAUAAUAUGUUUUCGGACAAUUUGAGUCCAAUACCGGCUUCUAUUAUGCCAAGGAAGCUGGAUUUCAGCAGUUUGGAUGACGAUGAUGGCAUCAGGGAUGCGUCGCCGGCCCCACCGUCGUUUAGUCCUCCGUACAAAAGAGUCAGAGCCCUAAGGUUGUUCGACAGCCCCCACACUCCGAAGUCGUUGCUGGAGAAGUGUUCGACGCCCUCCCACCACCCGCCCCGGUCGAGGCUGUUUCCGCCCAAAUUGAACGCGCCGACGGGCAUGCCGUCAGGAUCCAGUCAUCACCUCCACCCGCCGUCUGGGGACGAAGACAGCGCGUUGGGCAGUCUACCACCUGACGACAUGGAUGACUCGAGACCGCGGCCCGCCGCCAACAUCAACCCAUUCACGCCUGAUGGUCAAGCGUUGAAUAAAAAGAAACGGGCGUUGUCGAAAACACCGACGUGGGAUGCAACGCCCGAGCAACCUGCCAAAAGACUCAGGGAGUCAAACAUAUCCCGGUACAACGUGGAGUUCAUAGAGCUGGGCGUGAUAGGUCGCGGGCAGUUCGGACGCGUUACAAAAUGCGUGAACAAAUUGGACGGAUGCGUGUACGCGCUCAAACGGUCGUUAAGGCCUGUAGCGGGGUCGGCGGCUGAAAGGGCAGCGCUGACAGAGGUUUACGCACACGCCGCCUUAGAGAAGCACCCGCAUGUCGUCAGAUAUUACUCAGCGUGGGCGGAAGACGACCAUAUGAUAAUCCAGAACGAGUACUGCGACGGUGGCUCCCUCCAACAGAAGAUGGAAGCCGGACCUUUGGCGGAAAGCGAAUUGCUGUUACUACUAGCGCACAUAGCUGACGGAUUAGCCUACAUCCACUCCCGAGCGCUGGUCCACAUGGACGUGAAGCCGGGCAACAUCUUCCUGUGCAGCGCCGACGUGGCGCCGGCCGACAGCGACGACGGCUACGACGACGACGAGCCGCGCCCCGACCACCUCUACAAGAUCGGUGACGCCGACGUGGCGCCGGCCGACAGCGACGACGGCUACGACGACGACGAGCCGCGCCCCGACCACCUCUACAAGAUCGGUGAGUGUAGACUGGAGGGGAGCGGCGAGCGUCUGUAG